GCAAUGUUGGCCCCGCUUUCUGGCUGUCAACUCAGCUCCCUCCCUUUCUUUUCUCUCCUAAUGGUUCCAUGAACGAAGCCAAGUUCCUAUUCCAUCCCAACCCGCGUCGCGCCAAACCUUCCAGCGGCGCACCACCCUUCAAAGCUUGCAACAAGUCACAGUGCAUUUCCAUACCUACAUGUUCCUCUGUUGCAACUUCUUCUACACAAAGUCUUCCUGCCGAAAGAGAAAAAUUGACAUUCUUGAGUCUUAUUCUGCAAUUUCAUUUUUCUUCUUCUUUGCUUGACUUCUCAUUUCUCACAAACUUAGAGAUCUUAACGGCUAGCUCCGAUCGUCUUCCUUCCAUCUUUUUAUUAUAUCUACCUAUAAUCAAAUAUCCAAUUGAUGCCCUGCUCCACGUUCCGCUCUAUUUUGUUUUCGUCCAUCUUCUUUUUCCCCCAGUUUGUCUGGGUUCCAUUAGUUUAUUGCGCGGCGAAAGGGAGGGGGAGGUAGAGCGACAGAACAGAACAGAACGUGCAUCUCCCUUCCAUGGCCACACUACUGAUGAUUUGAUCCACUGGAAAAGGAGAAAAAAAGGCUCCUCCCUCUUUGUAUACACAUAUACCCUUUUGAUCUGGGAUCCCUCCAGCAACUUUUGCUGCUCUUUUUAGCUUCACAACAAGCUUCAGUCAGUGUACUGUAACGAUUGACAGAGAGAAGAAAGCCGGAGAGUGAGAAAAAGAGAGUUGCCCAAUUUCUCGAUCCUCCUUUACUUUUGCUACUGAGAUGGGCAGCCAGUGUUCCACGCUUCUCCCGCCGUGUUGCAGUGAGUCACAGUCCAAAGCAGCGGUUCUUGAAGUUGCUGAUGCUGGGAAUGUAGAGGAGAAUGGAGCUGAUUACUGGCCUGCUUUCAGGGAGUUCACAUUCGAGCAACUCAAGAACGCCUCCUCCGGCUUCGCGGGAGAAAACAUCGUUUCUGAACAUGGAGAGAAGGCUCCCAACGUUGUCUAUAGAGGGAAGCUUGAAAACCAGACCAAAAUUGCUAUCAAGCGCUUCAACAGGAUGGCCUGGGCUGAUGCUCGCCAAUUUGUGGAAGAGGCAAGAUCUGUUGGGCAGCUCCGCAGCCAUAGACUGGCGAAUUUGGUUGGUUACUGUUGUGAAGGUGAUGAAAGGAUACUCGUUGCAGAAUUCAUGCCAAACGAUACACUAGCAAAGCAUCUUUUCCAUUGGGAAGCACAGCCUAUGAAGUGGGCAAUGCGGUUGAGGGUUGUUCUCCACCUUGCAGAAGCUCUAGAGUACUGCACAAGCAAAGGGCGUACGCUUUAUCACGAUCUUAACGCCUACAGAAUUUUGUUUGAUGGGGAUGCUAAUCCAAGACUAUCAACCUUUGGUUUGAUGAAGAACAGCCGGGAUGGCAAAAGUUACAGUACUAACCUGGCAUUUACACCCCCUGAAUAUCUGAGAACAGGGAGGAUUAUGCCAGAGAGUGUCAUAUAUAGCUUUGGCACUCUUUUGCUUGACCUUCUCAGUGGAAAGCAUAUUCCCCCAAGCCAUGCUCUCGACUUAAUACGCGACAGGAAUCUUCAAAUGUUAACUGAUUCUUGCUUGGAAGGACAAUUCUCCAACGAUGAUGGUACAGAGUUGGUGCGUUUGGCUUCUCGAUGUCUACAAUCUGAACUCCGAGAACGACCCAGCCUCAAAGUAUUAGUCCCUGCUUUGAUUCGUCUACAGAAGGAAACAGAUGUUCCUUCUCAUGUCUUGAUGGGUAUCCCAAGCAGUGAAUCAGUGUCUCCUUUAUCCUCAUUUGGUGAUGCUUGCUCUAGAAAAGACCUGACAGCUGUUCAUGAGAUCUUCGAUAAGCUUGGCUACAAAGAUGACGAAGGAGUGACUAACGAGCUCUCUUUCCAUCUUUGGACUGAUGAAAUGCAAGAAACUUUAAACACAAAGAAAAAGGGCGAUGCAGCUUUUAAGCAGAAGGUUUUCAAGGAAGCAAUCGACUGUUAUACACAGUUUGUUGAUGCUGGAACCAUGGUUUCUCCAACUUUGUAUGCAAGGCGUAGCCUGUGUUAUCUCAUGACCGACAGGCCUCAAGAAGCUCUAGGCGAUGCCAUACAAGCCCAAAUCAUUUCUCCUGUAUGGCAUGUUGCCUCCUAUCUUCAAGGCAUCGCACUUGAUGCGCUUGGAAGAGAAAAUGAAGCUCAGAUGGCACUGAAAGAGGGCACAAGUCUUGAAGCUUUAAGAGUUCAAAAUUCUGAACAGAAGUGAUGAAAGCUCAUGGUGUGGUUUGUGUGAUCUAAUGUAUCUUCUCAACUCUUGCUUCCUUCUCAAGGCAAGUCUGAAAAUAUGGAAGGCCCGUACUGCAGGUUCCACUGAAGUUAUUUGCUCGAGCUGCCUUGUUCUUUCCUGCUGUUUUGUCUGGUCCGUUGUGUGUUCUUUGUAUUGAAUUUCCGAGAGAAAUAUGUUAUUUGUUUAUCUUAUUUUUUUGGUAAGAAAGUGGGAAAUGGAAA
Linum trigynum is the source of this 2486-nucleotide messenger RNA. The record is from the annotation of a GenBank genome assembly. Lineage: Eukaryota; Viridiplantae; Streptophyta; Magnoliopsida; Malpighiales; Linaceae.